Molecule: messenger RNA, 1019 nt
Organism: Amphibalanus amphitrite
Lineage: Eukaryota; Metazoa; Arthropoda; Thecostraca; Balanomorpha; Balanidae
Exons: 6
Source: RefSeq, a predicted model, not a curated record
AGUCGCGGGUUGGUCGGCCGCCGCGGCGCACCUCCGACCGCCCCCCUGGCGCCGACGUCGGUAGCGCCGCAGCCGGUCGUCUGUAUCGUCAGCAGCCAUGGUGCCACGCGGAGUGGUGCUGGUGCUCUUUCUGCUCUGCCUCUGGUGCCUGGCCCGGGGCAACAGCGCCGUCUACAGCAAAGCGUUGACACAAGACCUGCAGCGGCAUGUCAGCAACGACGAGUUUUUCGUCGUGCUCACCAAGAUCAGGCCGAAGCGGUUCGCCAGGACCCACCCGCAGACGCUGGUGGAGCUGGACGUCACCGGAAGCAGGAACAAGAUGUCCAUCAUCAUCGACAGGAAGAUGCACAAAGUGAUCCUCCAGACCAUGGAGCUGGGUCGGAUCCGCACCCAGCACUGGUCGGUGGACACGGUGCGACUGCACAACGUGAUCCACUCGAUGGUGCUGCGGGUGAACCAGGAGCAGCCGUCGGCGCGCGUGCAGCUCUACGUCAACUGCCACGACCAGGGGGCCAUCCACACGCCGGUCACACUGCGCGAGAUGGUCGCCCAGCCGGAGUCGGGCGCCGCCGCGCUCACCGUUAUGCGCGAGCGGCGGAUGGGUGCCAAAGUGCUGGCCGGCACCUCCAUCAGCAGUAUCCUGCACAAGCACGGCUGUGCCGGCUACGUGCUGCAGUCGACGCAGGCCAGACCGGCGGCCGCCCAGCGGCUACGAGACCCCUCCGUCCGCGGUGACGACUCGGGCGCCGCCGGCGGCGACAGGGUGCGCCCGCGGCGCCGCUCGGUGCCCUACUGCGCCCCGUCCGGCUACAUGUGCCCCCAAUUCUCCCAGCCCCUGAACCUGGUGGACAGAGGUGACCAGCCGCUGAACGACUACAGCGACCGCGACGCGCAGCUCAUCAAAACUCUGGGUGCCCUGAUCGAGUCGAUCAAGGAGCUGCGAACAGAGAUGAGCGCGCAGCGCGCAGAGACGGUGCGCAUCCGGCAGGCGAUCGAGAACUGCGACGCCUGUCGACCAG